Molecule: messenger RNA, 942 nt
Organism: Chanos chanos (milkfish)
Lineage: Eukaryota; Metazoa; Chordata; Actinopteri; Gonorynchiformes; Chanidae
Product: olfactory receptor 52E4-like
Exons: 1
Coding region: 1-942 (313 amino acids)
Biological process (GO): G protein-coupled receptor signaling pathway; detection of chemical stimulus involved in sensory perception of smell
Cellular component (GO): membrane
Molecular function (GO): odorant binding; G protein-coupled receptor activity; olfactory receptor activity
Source: RefSeq, a predicted model, not a curated record
AUGAAUAUGUCUAAUUCAAAUAUCAUUUUGAUUCUCACUGCAUAUGGACCUCCAGGACCACUGAAUUAUGGAGUUUUCUUCGUUAUAUUUGUGCUUUACCUUGCCACAGUAUUUUCAAACUUAACUCUAAUGCUGGUCAUCUUAUUUGAUCCAAGUCUCCAUAAACCAAUGUACAUAUUUCUGUUCAACCUGGCAAUCAAUGGUCUGAUUGGGAGCACUGCUGUCUGUCCUAAAAUUAUGCAAUAUCUUCUUGAAGACUUGAAGACCAUGUCCCUCAGUAGCUGCUUACUGGAAGUGUUUUUUAUAAAUGUGUAUGCGACAUGUGCAUAUGCAAUAUUAACUGUGAUGGCAUAUGACAGAUAUGUUUGCAUUUGUAAGCCAUUGCAAUACCAUAGUAUCAUGACUCCAGCUAAUGUCAGACUUCUUCUUGGUGUGGUGUAUAUUUUCCCUUUAUGUUCUUUUGCUGUACAAGUUUGUCUCACGUCAAGGUUACCCAUGUGUAAGUAUACAAUGAAUAAGCUUUUCUGUGACAAUCUGGCAGUGGUCAAUCUAGCUUGUUUGAAAACCGCUCUUGACAACCUGUAUGGCUUAUGGUUGAUUAUUGUUUUUAUUAUUCUUCCUCUCUUCUUAGUAGUGCUGUCAUAUAUCAGAAUAUUAAUUGUAAGCACUAAAGCAUCAGAAAGUGCACAAAUGAAAGCACUAAAAACUUGUGGCCCACAUUUGAUCACCUUCAUCAACUUCUCCUCUGCCAUCCUUUUCUCUGUAAUAUAUAAUCGGUUCAAUGAAUAUCUCUCAAAUCAGAUAAAUAUUUUUAUGUCUGUGCAUUUUAUUCUGGUCCCACCGCUUCUGCAUCCUCUCAUAUAUGGCAUGAGAACUCAGGAGAUCAAGAGAAGUAUCACAAAAAUACUGCAGAAGAAGGUUUUGCAUUGGAAUUUCAUUUGA